UGGUAACGCGAGCUUGUAAGCCAAGUGGAGGCACCAAAGUAAUGGGACAUUGGGCCGGCCUCAAAGGCUGGGCUUGGUGAGUCGACUUCCGGCCUGCCCGCUCCAAGCUUGGAGUUGGGCCAGGAAGGUUUGGCGAAGGCCUGAGCCGACCUGGUUCCUAGAGUCGGGAGAUAAUGCGCCAGGCUGGUUUCACAGAGCAGCGCGGCUCCCCGCUCUAGGCAGUGGAGGGAUAACAGGCCGGUGAUUCUCAAGCCCGCAUAGCCUGCCUCCUUCUUUUCUUUCUUCUUCUGCUAUCUGGGUUCGGAACUUCGGAUCAAAUACCCAGAGCUGAAACUUUCUCGCGCUUUCCGCCCUUCCAAACAACUUUCCUUCACCGCGCUGACUUGCAGCCAGAGGAGAGGAGGUGAAUCCGCGGGAGAAUGGUUAUAGCUGUAGCGGUGCUAAUUCUGGGCGUCUUGUUGGGAGCCUUGUUUCUGAUUCCACGAAACUCUGCAGCCAAGGUUAAUGUUGGCAACGCUUGGUUGCUUGUCUGGAGUGAAUAUGGGUUGAGGAGGGAUUUGGAAAACGUAUACGGAGUGUACAGCAAAGCUGAGAUCGCCUUGCAUGACAAGAGAACUGAUUGUUGGAUCAUUGUAAAGAACAGGAUUUUUGACGUUACCUCGUAUGUAGAAGAACAUCCCGGUGGUGAUGCUAUUCUGACGAAUGCUGGAAGCGAUUCAACCGAAGGGUUUUAUGGGCCGCAGCAUCCUGGUGGAGCUUUUCAAUUGAUUGAGGACUACUGCAUUGGAGAGCUGGAGAAGUAGUUCUUAGCCUGGGGUUUGGGUUCAUCUAACACCACAUUGCACAUUCUAUUUGUAUCAACUUGAUUCUUCUCCUGGCCAUGCUGCUGAACUGCACUGCAGCGUUUUCGCACUGAGAAGAUAAUGAUCCAAUUACUUGAUUCCUCGAGUCGCAGCAUGUUAUGUCGUACGCAUGAGUGAGGAGAUAAAGAUUCAGUUGUAGACUGGAACUCAGUCUUUCUUCUUGGUUCUCUAUUAUCACCUUACUCACGCUGCGUUAGGAUCUUUCGGCAAUACAGCAGCUAUAGGAUAAUAAUUUUGGGAGAAACUUGCUGCUGCCACGCCAUCUUAUAAGGGAAUCUGCCUCGAUGAGUAUUCCUCCUCUGCCAAGC
Messenger RNA from Linum tenue, 1171 nucleotides. NCBI's taxonomy places the organism in Eukaryota, Viridiplantae, Streptophyta, Magnoliopsida, Malpighiales, Linaceae. The record is from the annotation of a GenBank genome assembly.